Molecule: messenger RNA, 1054 nt
Organism: Daphnia pulicaria
Lineage: Eukaryota; Metazoa; Arthropoda; Branchiopoda; Diplostraca; Daphniidae
Exons: 5
Coding region: 158-766 (202 amino acids)
Cellular component (GO): chitin-based extracellular matrix
Molecular function (GO): structural constituent of chitin-based larval cuticle
Source: RefSeq, a predicted model, not a curated record
CAUGUACCUAAGUAGCCAGGUGAACAAGUUGUUCACCGUGAGUUUCAUCUUUAUUAAAUUGGCCCAUUUUUUGCUUCCGCUUUCUAAACGUAUCCUUUUUGGGAACCGGCUCCAACGUCUUUAAACAGUUCAACGGAUUGCUUCGAGCAGCGUCAAAAUGAUAAUUCUUCUUUUGAUUUUGUCCUUAGUGGCAACCAUUGUUAUCAGCACUCCAAUACCGCAGAAGGAUAUAACAUUAUUCCCCGAAACUACUGUCGAGGUCUUGAAACAAAUCUACAGAGUAAAUGGCGACGGUUCUUAUAGUUUUGGCUUUAAAGCGUCGGAUGGAACUUUUCUAGUCGAGCGUAAGGAUGCUGAUGGAUAUGUAACAGGGGAGUUUGGAUAUACCAAACAACAGUUACAAAUCUCAGAAUAUCUUUAUAACUUCGAUGUUGCUAGAAAAUUGCUUGGUUUUCCUUUUCCAGCUAUUGAUGGAAAUGCAUACAGCAAUGCAAACACUAGUUCCGUUUUAAAGGUGCUUGAUGAUAGCGACGCUGAUGUGCCGAUUGAAGUGCAUGAUGCAACUGAACUUCAAAUUGCCCUUCUGACCGAUGUCGAAAAAAAUAAAACUCUACCACCACCACCAGAUCGACCGAAAUUUUUCAAAUAUGGAGAAGCUAUCUUUCGUUCACCGUCGAACAUUUCAGAAUCUGUAAUGUGGCCGAAUCCUAGCAAAAUAGAUCAAUUCAUGCGGGAUCUUAAAUCGUUUAAGUUGUAUCCGUCCUAGGGCAUAAUUACUCGUCGAAGCAUUUAUUAAUGGCCUUGACUUAUUUGUUAUUUAAAAAUUACACCAAAACUUUUAUUGUAGGUCUUGAGAUAUCGUAAAUCCCCUCUUUCAAAUCUUGACGCGAACAUGUUUAUUUUUGAAUCUCCUACUAGCUGCACUCAUCGUUUGGUUUUAUCCAUUUAUUUCUGUAUUUAUCGGUUACAUGAUUUGUUUUGUCGAUUUUUAAAUUUUUUCAUGCAUUAUUCAUUUAUUGAUAUUAAUCACACAAUAACACGUAUUUUCCAACGA